Cryptotermes secundus is the source of this 2412-nucleotide messenger RNA. Its product is annotated as cyclic AMP-responsive element-binding protein 3-like protein 2. Lineage: Eukaryota; Metazoa; Arthropoda; Insecta; Blattodea; Kalotermitidae. The coding region runs from base 389 to 2146 and encodes 585 amino acids. The transcript is spliced from 13 exons. Gene Ontology annotation, molecular function: DNA-binding transcription factor activity, RNA polymerase II-specific; cAMP response element binding; zinc ion binding. Gene Ontology annotation, biological process: regulation of transcription by RNA polymerase II. The record is from RefSeq and is a predicted model, not a curated record.
UCAUAGACGCCUUGGUUGCGCAGACUGUCGUUUCUAAGUCGUCAUUGCACAAUACGAAAGUGGAUUAUCUGGUGGGAUGUUUUAGAAACAAUAUCUUCACUUUGAAACAGAAUUUUGGUCGCAAUUUUCAUCAAGCACUUGAUAGCAUAACUUUUUUUUAUAUAACCAGUACUGAACACCUAUACAAUGUGGUAACUUAAAACUUUCGAAAGUGUAGUAGUAAUUUUCAUAAUUCAGAAGUGACUAGUCAGUUUUGUAUGAGUCAACGUAUGAAUGUUUCUGGAAAUAUUACAGGGCGGUAUAAAUUAGAGUGAAAUUCUGGUGAAGCAAUUAAUUCACGAAGAGGUGGCUUUGCGCACAGUGGAAUUUGUGGUGAUAUAAAUUUAAUAUGGAAUUUCCAGACUUAGGAAAACAUUGUUCAGAUCCAACCUGUAAACAACUAGAUUACCUGCCACUGAAAUGUGAAGCCUGUGAAAAUAUUUUCUGCCGGGAACACGUCAGUUACAAGAGUCACGCCUGUCCCUCGGCAUACAAGAAGGAUGUCCAGGUCCCUGUGUGCCCUCUGUGCAAUACACCAAUCCCUGUGAAGCGUGGGGUACAGCCUGACAUUGCUGUGGGUGCCCAUAUCGACAGCGACUGCAUGUCAGAUCCUGCCAAGAAUAGAAGAAAGGUGUUCACAAAUAAAUGUUCUGGAAAGAACUGUCAUGUAAAGGAAAUAGUGCCGGUCAUGUGUAGCGAGUGUAAAUUGAACUUUUGCCUCAAACAUCGCCAUCCGGCAGACCAUCAGUGUGAGGGUGCGGCAGGGACAGCAAGGAUGAGGGCACUAGAAGCCGCAGUGGCCCGACAAGCAAAUCUUCAUGCGGUUGAUGCAUCUUUAAGCAGUCACAGUCCAAAACCAAUCAAAAGCGAACCCACAGAACCUGAGACUUCAGCAGCUGGCAUCCAGGGAGGAUUGGCCAUCUCGGAGGCAUUCAAAAUGGCCACAGAUCCAGACCUUGAAUGGACCGCAACAAUCCUGGACGUGAAGCCACAGGUCAUCCUUCACGACCGUCUCAUGACGGACGCAGCGCUGGGCACAGCUCCCAUCAAGUCGGAACACUCAUACAGCCUCACUUCUGAUGGCGACUCCAUUCCGGACUCGCCGCUCAGUCUCGACAACAAGAUGGACGUUGCAGAUAUGGAGAACGAAUGUUUUCCUUGCAUCCCACUUGUUGCUGCAAGAUCCAGAGAAUCAGAUUCCCCAAUUGUAGUAAAGGAAGAACCAAUGAGUGAGCCAGGAUCUCCAGAUUCAUGUCCAAUGUCACCAACUUCACCACAGUCUCUCAUACACACUGAUGCCAAGUAUGAUCCGCACAAGACUGCAAGCCAACAACAGAGUGUACUGAAGCAGCCAACAAUUUUGCUUACAACACGGAGCAACCUCUUCAGUCAGCAAAACAGAGUUGUCAUACCAAAGCUAAACAUCAAACUGGAAACAAACAGAACAGCAGGAUUCCCACUUCCUCCGACACCACCCUCGUCAACGGCAAGUGACAGUGAAGGCAAUGUUUCUCCAGACCACAACCCUUCAUCACCAAGUAGACAUAUGCGACAGCAGCAGCAGCAGCAUCAGCACAAUGGUACAACACGGCUGUUAGUAUCCAGCAACACUUCAACACCAGCAGCAUCAAACCGACAGCCGAUACAGACACCUCUUAUUAGCAAUCAACCAAAGGGGUCAACAGGGAUGCUGUUGCUCACUGAAGAAGAAAAGAGAACACUGCUUGCAGAGGGUUACCCCAUCCCUACAAGAUUGCCUCUCACAAAAGCUGAAGAAAAAUCACUAAAGAAAAUCAGGAGAAAAAUAAAAAAUAAAAUUUCAGCUCAGGAGAGCAGAAGGAAGAAAAAAGAGUAUAUGGAUGCACUGGAGAGGAAAGUUGAAGUGUUGACAGGUGAAAACACUGACUACAAAAAGAAGAUUGAGAGCUUGGAGGAAAACAAUGCAUCCCUAUUGAGUCAACUACAGAAACUUCAAGCCCUUGUAGCACGGAGUUCUACUGCCAGUACAACAGGCACAAGCACCCGUGUUGUCAGGCACACAGAUACCACGACUUUCACCUCAUCUCACAUGAACCAGCAGCACAUCACCCGGAGUUCAAUAAAAUAGAUCAUCACUUCUUGAGAAUCAUUCAGGCGAUUACCUCUGUAAAUAUGGGUGCAGGGAUAUUGGUCUGCCAUCUUUCUAAGGAGCUCACUCCUAUCUUCAUGAAUAUGUGCUCAGUGCUAGUCUUCCAUCCUCCUACGUUCAUUGAACAGAGAUUGGUGCAGCAAGAAUUAGCUGAGCUAAAAUAAGAAUAAGUGAACAUAAAUACUGCAGGAUUGUUUUGAGACACACAGUUCAGCACUGUGCUUCAAGGUGACAGAAUUGAUACC